UAUAAAGCUCUGAACUGCUGAACUCUCCAGCACUUCUCUCAGAAUGGAGUCUGUACUGAGAUAUCUGGACUGGACGUCUGUGGGCUUUGCCCUGCUGGGUGGUCUUCUCUCUCUGGUUCUGCUGGAGAUUUUCAGGUUAAACUCCUCCAGGAGACGCUUCCCCCCCGGACCCAAACCUCUACCCUUUGUGGGAAACCUGAUGCAGCUCUUUCAGAACCCAAUGGACCUCGUCAGAUCGAUGGAGACCUAUGGUGAGAUGUCCUGUCUAUACCUGGGUGGAAGGCCAAUAAUUAUGCUAAAUAAGAUGGAGAUUGUGAAGGAGGCUUUCGUUCAUAAUGGAUCUGUGUUUUCUGGAAGACCACAUGUGCCAAUAAUGGACUGGAUCACUGAAGGGUUGGGUAUUGUGAUGGCCCCUUAUGGUAAUGCUUGGAAACAGCAGCGCCGGUUUGCUCUGCACACUCUGCGUGAUUUUGGUCUGGGGAAGAAAAGUGUGGAGGAGCGCGUGGCUGAGGAGGCACGAUACCUUGUUGAAGAGAUGCUAAAGCAUGAAGGGAAGGCUUUUUUUCCUAUCCAUCCUAUUAUGAACUCAGUCUCCAACAUCAUCUGCUCCAUCGUCUUUGGAGACCGCUUUGAUUAUGAAGACAAGCGCUUCGCUCAUCUGCUGAAACUUAUAAAUGAGAACAUUUGGCUUGCUGGAUCAAUAGUAGCACAGGUCUUCAACUUGGUUCCCUUCAUAAAACACUUUCCGGGGCCUCACCAGAAGAUCUGGAGAAAUGCCUGUUCUUUGAAAGGCUUCAUUCGUGAGGUUGUAGAGGAACACAGGAAGACUCUGGACCCAGAAAACCUGCGGGACUUCAUUGAUGCGUACCUGGUGGAGAUGACCAAGCAAGAGGCAAAGGAAGAAUCUACAUUCCAUGAAGAGAACAUGAUUAUAUCCACCUCUGACCUUUUUCUUGCCGGGACCGACACCACAGCUACCACUCUUAGAUGGGGCCUCAUUUACAUAAUGGACCACCCUGAUGUGCAAGAGCGCUGUCACGAGGAGAUAGUUCAGGUGCUGGGUUUUGAUCGUUCUCCCUGCAUGGACGAUCGUGCACAGCUCCCCUACACUCACGCCACUGUUCAGGAAAUUCUGCGCUGUUCCAACAUCUCCCCUUUUGGUGGAGUCCACGAGACCACACAACAAACACAGCUGCAUGGAUACCACAUCCCAGCGGGAACACAGGUUUUGGCUAAUUUUACAGCCAUCAUGAGUGACAGAAACCACUGGAAGUAUCCAGAUGUGUUCAACCCAGAGAACUUUCUAGAUGAGAAAGGACAGUUCUGUAAAAAUGACUUCUUUCUGCCAUUUUCUAUGGGUCCGAGGGUGUGUCUGGGUGAGAGUCUGGCGAGGACAGAGCUCUUCAUCUUCUUCACCUCUCUGAUCCAGCGGCUGAAGUUCUCAUGGCCUAAAGGAGAACCUCGUCCAAACAUGGACGGCAUCUUGGGCAUGAUCCGCUCUCCGUUCCCCUAUAAUACAAUCUGCAGCAGCAGGGAGACCACCCACUGAAUUACACCACCAAGACCAGCUUCUGUAUGAGAGAGAGCAGCACCAUUCCUGAAGAACAUUAUCAGCUUUAUAUUUAAAUAUUAAAAUUAAAUCUUAGCAGUAGUAUAUUUCCACUUGACCCUCUCUUUCAGUCUGAGCAACCAGAACUUGCAAGAUGGUGAGCCAAAUAGCAAGCUCUCCAAAUAUUCACUAUGGGUGCAUCCCAAUUGAAUACUAAUUAUUAAUUUCUUUCACCUAUGCCCAUCCUUUAUUUGUAUAUUUUAUAAAACUAAAUCGAUUACUUACUUAACAUAUAUACUAAUUACAAUAUGUAUGGUAAAUAAUACAGUGUAUUAAGAUAUUUUUAUAUAUCUUUCUAUUAAAGCAUGUGUUCUCUCUAUUAUUUGUGCUCUCAUUGAUGCAAAUAUACACAAAAUGAGAUGAAUUUAUUUAUUUGUAUUAUUUAUUUGUAUAUUCAGCCACACCUGUUGGCAGUUAGCACCUAAAAGUUGAUCUUAUUUAAAGCUCUUGGGAACCAAAAAGUUUUCUUCAUUAAACAAAAGUUUAUCCUUUUUCUUUCCUAUUGCCCCCUGACACCCUUUACCUUUUUUGCAUAAAGUUAUCCACACAAAAUAAUAAUGUUUUGUUUUAAGUGAGUUGUGAAAUGUUCAUUAAUUUUAUUAAUGAAUUCUAUUUUAUAAAAGGGGUUUAGGAAAAAAAUAAUAAUUUUAAAGUGACAAAAAUGUUUCUAACAUGUUGGUUUUAUAUGUGUAUUGGAUUUUAAUGUGGAAAAAAAUGAUCACUUGGUUUUAAUAAAACU
Molecule: messenger RNA, 2348 nt
Organism: Astyanax mexicanus (Mexican tetra)
Lineage: Eukaryota; Metazoa; Chordata; Actinopteri; Characiformes; Acestrorhamphidae
Product: cytochrome P450 2B4-like
Exons: 9
Coding region: 44-1549 (501 amino acids)
Biological process (GO): xenobiotic metabolic process
Cellular component (GO): intracellular membrane-bounded organelle; cytoplasm
Molecular function (GO): oxidoreductase activity, acting on paired donors, with incorporation or reduction of molecular oxygen, reduced flavin or flavoprotein as one donor, and incorporation of one atom of oxygen; heme binding; iron ion binding
Source: RefSeq, a predicted model, not a curated record